This is a messenger RNA of Moesziomyces aphidis, 1206 nucleotides long. The record is from the annotation of a GenBank genome assembly. NCBI's taxonomy places the organism in Eukaryota, Fungi, Basidiomycota, Ustilaginomycetes, Ustilaginales, Ustilaginaceae.
AUGGGCAGGUGGCUUACACACUGGCCUGCGUGUGUGCCGGCCCGUCGGUCUGAGCGGUGGGCGAACGGGGCCUGGAGGCGAUCCUCGCUUCCAUCCGCCGCUGCCGCAAAGGAUGCUGUCUCGGCUCGACCCGCCUCUUUGCGCCUCUGCUCUCCGCAAAAGGGUCUGCUCGCUCCACUUUUGGGCCUCGCGAUCUGGACUACCUGCCUGCGAACCAUGAAAAUUCCAGGUCAGCCGCCGCCGCCGCCGCAAACCCUCCCGCUCCGAGACGGCAAGCGUUGCACCCACCGACUUCGUCCUGCUGCAUUCGUACAUCCCACCGCCCAUCCCCACCCCCGACCUCAACCUAACUUCAUCCUCGAUUCGCUUCGUCCCUACACCACCAUCACCACCACCACCUUUUCCUCUUUGUCGAUACCCUUCUCACUCGCAAAACACAAGAUGGCACCUCUCGCAAAGACUCUGGCCUUGGCCUCUCUUUUCGCUGCGCCGGCCAUGGCCGCCGUCACUUCGCGCCCCCAGCUCGAGGUGAGGCAGUACCAGGACCCCAACUCGCCGCUCGUCAUCAACGAGCCCUCGUGCGACUUCUACCAGUGCAUCAUCUACUGGGUGCCCGGUAGCCAGGUCGCCGUCAACUGGAUCAACCCGACCCAGGGCACGGUUCAGGUCGACCUCAUGACCAACAACAACUCGGACGUCGCCUACAACGUCGGCACCUACCCUGCCACCUCCAACACGUGCGAUGCCGGCGCGGGCUACGGCCAGCCUGGUCCCAACGGUGCGCAGUGUGGUGGCUUUGUCUUCUCCGUGCCCAGCUCGUGGAAUGCCGGCAACUACUCGGCUCUCCGCGCCAUGUCGGUGCAGGACCAGAACCUCCAGUCGUACACGGACAAGAUCUACAUCACCCAGAACGACACCACCUCCAAGAACGCUCCCUUCUCCAUCGUCAGUGGAUCCAGCGCAGGCACUGCCUCGGCAACGUCUGGCUCUUCCACCGCUGCGCCCGCUUCCACCACCGGCAGCUCCAGUGCUGGUCUCACGGGCAGCUCGUCGCGUGGCUCGGCUAGCAUGACUGCCUCCAGCACGAGCGGCCGGCCCUCGUCCACCGGCACUCCGGCCACCAACGCCGCUCUCUCCAACAGCGCCGGCACCCUCGCCUUCACCCUGGCAUCCGCUUUCGCCGUGGGCCUCGCCAGCCUGCUCUGA